Molecule: messenger RNA, 2448 nt
Organism: Andrographis paniculata
Lineage: Eukaryota; Viridiplantae; Streptophyta; Magnoliopsida; Lamiales; Acanthaceae
Product: homeobox-leucine zipper protein ROC5-like
Exons: 9
Coding region: 1-2448 (815 amino acids)
Molecular function (GO): DNA binding; lipid binding
Source: RefSeq, a predicted model, not a curated record
AUGGACUUCGGAGAGUUCGCCGGCGGAGAAAUGUCGACAGAUGAUCUGCUCAAUUCUUACCUCCAAAACGAUAAUAUCGACAUCUUCAACGACAACAGCGUUGUCAAUCUCAUGACCGCCGCCGUCACCGCCGGCACCAGCGGCGGCGGCGGGGUUUUAUCUCUGCCCCCGCCUCCGCCGCCGCCGCCGGUCCAUUCUGCGCCGCUCCCUCUCCCUCCUCCUCCUCCUCCGAUGAUGGAGAAUUUCGUCGGGAUGAGCUACGCCGGAGAGAAUUUCAGCCUUGGCAACCACUUCGACCCCUCCGCCUCCUCCUCCGCCGCCGCCGCCGUAUUUUGUGACGAUUCGAACGACAACGCCGCCGAUACCAGAUCCUCGAAACGGAAAAAAUAUAAUCGUCAUACGGGCAUCCAAAUCCAGGAAUUGGAAGCGGCUUUCAAGGAAAAUCCCCACCCCGACGAGAAAACGAGGAUCGAACUUGGCCAGAGAUUAAGCCUGGAAGUUCGUCAGGUCAAGUUUUGGUUUCAGAACAGAAGAACACAGAUGAAGACACAGAUAGAGCGCCAUGAAAAUUCAAUUCUGAAGCAGGAGAACGACAAGCUCCGCCUGGAGAAUCUAGCGAUGAAGGAAGCCAUGAGAAAUCCGGUCUGCCAGACCUGCGGCGGUCCGGCGAUUCUCGGCGACGUCCCGGCGGAGCACCACCAGCUUCUGAUCGAAAACGCCCGCCUGAAGGACGAGCUGAGCCGCCUCGGCCUACUCGCCGGAAACUUCUUAAACAAGAGAGGCAGCACCUCCGCCUCCCAAAACUUCAAUUCUCCGGCGGCCGGACUUCUACAGGCGGUGGUUCCGGCGGCCGGAAUUCAACCGGAGAUGGUUCCGGACGGCGGCGUGAACCCUACGCUUCCGCAAUUGCCUCUCGAGUACGGCGACAUUUCUACCGACGAUUACUUUCAAGUCUUCACACCGGAAAUUGGGCCAGCAGCGGCGCCGCCGCCGAAUGUCGCCAGCAAUUUUGACAAAACGUUGUUCUUGGAGCUUGCACUGACCGCCAUGGAUGAGUUAUUGAAGCUGUCCGAAAUGCACAACCUCUGGUAUGAUAGCUUCGAAUUAAACGGCGAAACCUUAAACAUCGACGAAUAUGUUAAGGCAUUCACCCCCUGCAUCGGCGCGAAGCCGGGGCAUUUUGUGACGGAUGGGACGAGAGGCACGUGUAUGUCGAUCUUCAAAGGCAGCGUGAUUGCGAAGACUUUGAUGGACUUGAAGCAAUGGACUCAAAUGUUUCCUUGUACUAUCGGGACAAACUCGGUUUUGGAUGUGAUCUCCCAUGGAAAUGGGGGCAACCUAGACGGCGCGCUGCAAUUGAUUCAAGCUGAGUUUCAGGCGCUUUCGCCGAUGAUUCCUUUGCGACCAAUGAAGUUUAUUCGAUUCUGUAAGAGAUACCGAACUGACACAUGGGCAAUCGUCGAUGUCUCCGUGGAUACAUUGUUUCAUGACAUGAGAGGAAACACGGCUCUCGUUUGUCGAAGGCUCCCUUCGGGCUGCAUCGUGCAAGAUAUGCCAGAUGGCGAUUCUAAGGUAACCUGGAUCGAGCACACAGAAUACGACGAGGGGAUCAUCCAUCAUUUAUUUCGACCGUUUGUCCGGUCAGGACUGGCCUUCGGCGCGCAAAAAUGGGUGUCUUAUCUCCAACGGCAAUGCGAACAAUUCAACGCCCUCAUGUUCCCUAUCGAAACUCCCCCAGCGUUCCCAGCAGACGGAAAAAAGAACAUCAUCAAGCUGGCACAGCGCAUUGUCCGAAGCUUCUCCACGAGCGUCUGUGCCACCGGACAUCCGUGGGAAGUGAUCGAAAUCUCGGACAGCGUCAAGCUGCUUGCUCGAGCGAGCCACGGGAUCGACGGAGACCCACUAGGCGUAAUCGUCUCCGCAACGACGACGGUUUGGCUACCCGUCGUGAACGAAACGCUCCUCGAGUUCUUACUAAAGGAAGAAACUCGCGAGCAAUGGGACGUGCUAGCGCAAGACGGCCCAAUGGAGCGGAUCUUCCAAUUCCCGAAGAGCUGCAAGCCCGGGAACUCCCUCGCCCUCCACCGAACUGCAGUCCCCGCCGGCAACCCGAAUCGCAAGGCCAUGGUGGUUUUACAAGACAUGUACACCGACGGGACGGGGUCGGUGAUAGUCCACUCUGCUAUCGAGGAGGAUCGUGUAGUUGAGGUGAUGGCGGGCGCGGAUUCCUCCGCUAUGGGGAUUUUGCCGUCGGGAUUUGCGAUCAUGCCCGAUUGCAUGAACCGUGCGGGGUCCGAUGUGGAGUCGGGUACGUUUAUGACGGUCGGGUUCCAAAUUCUUGUGAACAACGUGCCUACGGGGGUCGUGCCGCCGCAGUCGAUAGCCACCGUGAAGAAUCUCAUUGCACGGACGCUUCAGGGCGUGCGGAACGGGAUUAAUUGCCGUUGA